CUUGGUAUCUUGCUCAUGACAGGUCUUUCUGUGAUUCUUGAUCAGCAAGGUAUUAUGAAAUCUGGCAUGGCUUCUGGGGAAGUUGAACCUACAGUUCAAACUCAGACGAUUAAAUUUGCCGAUGUACAGGGAGUAGAUGAAGCAAAACAAGAACUGGAAGAGAUUGUUCAGUUUUUGAAAGAACCACUCAAGUUUAUGGAACUUGGAGGUAAACUACCCAAAGGUGUGCUUCUUUAUGGUCCUCCUGGAACUGGAAAAACUCAUCUUGCUCGUGCCAUUGCUGGAGAAGCUGGUGUUCCUUUUUUCCAAAUGAGCGGAUCUGAGUUUGACGAACUGUAUGUUGGCGUUGGUGCUCGUCGUGUUCGAGAACUGUUUGCUGCUGCAAAAAAACGUGCACCGUGUAUUGUGUUUAUUGAUGAGUUGGAUGCUGUAGGUUCAAAGCGAUCUACAAAAGAUCAAAGCUAUAUGCGUCAAACACUAAACCAGUUGCUUGUAGAGUUGGAUGGAUUUUCUCCUACUGAGGGUGUUAUUUUAAUUGCUGCAACAAAUACUCCCGAUUCUCUUGACAAGGCACUUGUUCGUCCUGGACGAUUUGAUCGUUUGGUGCCUGUUCCACUUCCUGAUGUCAAGGGUCGAACACAGAUUCUCAAGGUACAUAUGCGUGGUGUUCAAAUGGAUCGUGGUGUCGAUGCCAGCAUUAUUGCUCGUGGAACCCCUGGGUUUUCUGGUGCUGAUCUUGCCAAUAUUAUCAAUCACGCAGCCAUCAAGGCAUCAAAAGACAGUUCAAAGUAUGUCACCAUGGCUGAUUUGGAGUGGGCUAAAGACAAGAUUAUUAUGGGUUCAGAAAGAAAAUCUGCAGUCAUUACCGACGAAAGCAAAAAGUUGACUGCUUACCACGAAGGUGGGCAUACUCUUGCUGCUCUAUAUACUGAGGGUGCCAUGCCACUUCACAAAGUCACUGUGAUUCCUCGUGGAAAUGCUCUUGGAGUCACUGUGCAGCUCCCCGAAGGUGAUCGAAACUCCCAAACAAAACGGGAACUGAUUGCAAUGCUGGAUGUCUGUAUGGGUGGCCGUGUAGCCGAAGAAUUGAUCUAUGGAGGAGACUACGUAACUACUGGCGCAUCAAGCGAUCUUCAAAAGGCAACAAGUGUAGCACGACAAAUGGUGCUUUCGUAUGGUAUGAGCAAGCAAGUUGGUCUACAGAGCUUCGAUAAUGAAAGUUUUGAGCAAGCAAGUUCCCAAACGCGUGCGACUGUUGAAGCAGAAGUAAAGCUUUUGUUGGACUCCUCUUAUGCACGCACGUUGGAGCUAUUACAGAAUCAUAGUGAGGAACUGCAUCGUCUUGCACAGGCUUUGAUUGAUUAUGAAACGUUGACACAGGAAGAAGUCAAG
Batrachochytrium dendrobatidis JAM81 is the source of this 1392-nucleotide messenger RNA. RefSeq names its product i-AAA protease YME1. Gene Ontology annotation, biological process: protein quality control for misfolded or incompletely synthesized proteins; mitochondrion organization. The transcript has a single exon. The annotation marks the transcript as partial. NCBI's taxonomy places the organism in Eukaryota, Fungi, Chytridiomycota, Chytridiomycetes, Rhizophydiales. Gene Ontology annotation, cellular component: mitochondrial inner membrane. Gene Ontology annotation, molecular function: ATP-dependent peptidase activity; metalloendopeptidase activity; ATP hydrolysis activity. The record is from RefSeq and is a predicted model, not a curated record.